AUGUCCUUGUUCAUUAUUGAUUCCAACGAGUCCCACCCCUCAAACAUCACCACAAUCAUCGGAGUCACUUACGACGAUGGUGUCAUUCUUGGUUCCACUAACACAAUCACACAGUUAACUGCUAAUGUCAUGUUGUGUAAUUAUGCAUUAGAAACAAAAAUCGUUUUUGAAGAUGCUCGCAAUUUUAUUCUUGAUCAAGAAAGUACUAUGGUCGCAGCUGAGACUAUAGGUACGAUGUUGUCCGCAUAUAAUUACAACAAUAAAAACAUGCUACAAACCGGGCUUAUUAUUGGUGGAGGAAGUAAACUAUAUGAGAUAUGUUAUGGUGGAAUGGUUAUGGAGAAGUCUAAUUUUGCUGUUCGUGGAUAUGAGGUUACUUAUUUGCGCGAUUUCUUGGAGAACGAAUGGAAGAAAGGGAUGAACGAAAAAGAAGCUGAAAAAUUGUUGUUGAAGGCAUUGUCAAUGAAUUUUUCAUUAAGUGGUGUUAGCACUUGUGGUGUUCAAACUACGAGUGUAAACUCGAAGGGGGUCACAAGAGCUUUUCACCCUUACGACACACUACUUCUUAUUAGGCAAGACGAGAUGGAAUUGGAACAUGUGAAGUAG
This is a messenger RNA of Lycium barbarum (goji berry), 606 nucleotides long. RefSeq names its product proteasome subunit beta type-6-like. The record is from RefSeq and is a predicted model, not a curated record. Bases 1 to 606 code for a protein of 201 amino acids. The transcript has a single exon. Gene Ontology annotation, cellular component: proteasome core complex. Lineage: Eukaryota; Viridiplantae; Streptophyta; Magnoliopsida; Solanales; Solanaceae.